This is a messenger RNA of Acipenser ruthenus (sterlet), 5181 nucleotides long. RefSeq names its product protein bicaudal D homolog 2-like. Gene Ontology annotation, molecular function: cytoskeletal adaptor activity; dynactin binding; dynein complex binding. The record is from RefSeq and is a predicted model, not a curated record. The transcript is spliced from 9 exons. Gene Ontology annotation, biological process: microtubule anchoring at microtubule organizing center; regulation of microtubule cytoskeleton organization; protein localization to organelle. NCBI's taxonomy places the organism in Eukaryota, Metazoa, Chordata, Actinopteri, Acipenseriformes, Acipenseridae. The coding region runs from base 244 to 2802 and encodes 852 amino acids. Gene Ontology annotation, cellular component: cytosol; Golgi apparatus.
CAUGUGGGUGGGACGAUGGGCGCGGCUUGUCGUCUUCUCUGGUGGCCGUUGGGCGCGCGAGGAAUUUCAAACAUUUGGGCAUAAAACGGGUCGAAAUUAUAUUAUUGUAACAAAUGUAAGAAAAAUUCAGUGUGUCUGGGAACUAAGUGAAAUAUAAAAAAGCAGUUUGGUGCUGUGACCGUGUUUUGAGAUGCCCCUGCUCCCCGUGCUCAGCCCCAGUGAAGUCCCCCGAGCCGGUCAGUGAUGCUGCAGGACGAGGUGGAGGCCUCUCUGCGGGCGGAGGUGGCUCGCCUCUCCUCGGAGCUGCAGGAGGCCGAGGAGGAGAAGCAGCAGGCGGCUCGCUAUGGGCUGGCCGUGCUGGAGGAGAGCGGAGCCCUGAAACAGAAAUACACAGACCUGGAAAUGGAGCAUGAGGGACUCAGACUGGAGCUGGAGCACCUGAAAGAGGCACUGGCAGACUCUGUGAGUAAUCACAAGAAGGUGACUGUGGAUGGAGAGAAUCGCGAGGAGUCCCUGCUGAGAGAAACCGCCUCCAGGGAGGCUGCCCUGGAGGAGAGGAUCGAGGAGCUGCAGAACGAACUGAAACAGAGCCGGGCCGCCCAGAACAGCACCCAGUCUGAGAACGAGCGCUGCAGCACGCUCUCCCACCAGCUCAACAAGGAGUGCGAGCGCUUGGAGGCUGAGAGAGGCCAGCUCCAGGAAGACAUUAAAGAGUAUAAGAUUCGAGAACUGAGACAACUCCAGGACAACGCAGAGCUUGAGGAGGAGAACAUCUCCCUGCAGAAGCAGGUCUCAGUGCUGAAAGAGAACCAGGUGGAGUUUGAGGCUGUGAAGCAUGAGCUGAAGCGGCACUCCGAGGAGCUGGAGCUGCUGAAUGCUCAGCUGGAGGAGCAGGCGCGCCUCCGGGAGAUCUCCGAGAGGCAGCUGGAGGAGGCUCUGGAGGAGCUGAAGCAGGAGCGGGAGCAGAAGAACAGCCUGCGCAGGGAGCUCGCCUCCUACAGCCUCAACCCCUUCGACUCGCUCUGCAACCUGCAGCAGCACCUGGAGGAGCUGGGGCUGGACGCGAGCCUGCCGGGGGAGGGGGAGGAGGAGGAGGGGGAGGGCGACAGCGGCUUCAACAAUGGAGCCCUUGUCAACAAGGUCUUCCGCCCCGCCCCCAGCCUAGUCUCGGACCUGCUCAGUGAGCUCAACCUCUCCGAAACGCAGAGACUCAGGCAGCAGCUGCUCCAGACGGAGCGAGAGAAGGCAGGCCUGUCCGGCUUGGUUCAGGAGCUGCAGAGGCAGGUGGAGAACACCAAGGGGGCUCUGGUAGAGCAGCAGGGCAAGACGCACAAACUGGCCGAACAGGUGGAGGCCCUGCAGGGCUGCAAGGCUCUCCUGCUGCAGCAUGGGGAGCAUGGCAAGGAGCACUGCACUGGCUCUGGGGAGAGCGGGCAGGACGAGUACUACGAACUGGACGUCAACCGGGCAGACAUACUGGAGAGCCGCUUCCGAGCCUCCAACGGGGAACUGACACGGCUCAGGAAGGACUUGAAAGAGGCCGGGGCCAAAUACUCCGCCCUGGAGAGCAAAUGCAAGCAGGAGAAGGACCGGUGGAGGGGGGAGGCGCAGGAACUGGCCGAAAAGAUCCGGCAGUGCAUCAAAUCCAGCCGGCAGGACCAGGAACGCAUCUCCGAGCUGGAAAAGGAGAUCGGAGCCACCCGCAAAGUGGCCACCGACUCCGAAGGCAGCCUGAGCAUGGCCCAGGAUGAGCUGGUAGCCUUCUCCGAGGAGCUGGCCUACCUGUACCACCACAUCUGCACGUGCAGCAACGUGACGCCCAACCGCGUCAUGCUGGAUUACUACAGGGAGGGUCGAGGCAGCCGCAACCCGCUCAGGAAACGCAGGUCUUCGGACCUGUACACGAAGAGCCUGUUAAACCUGGACUCCCCCGUCGCGGAAAGUGGGAGCAGCGGCGAGGCCUCGCCAGUAGGGGGCACCCCAAACUCUCCCACCCUGGAUUUCCGGGAUCCCUCCAAUGUGAAGAACUUGAUCGCUGUGGUGCGCAGCCAGAUCAAGCACCUUCAGGUGGCGGUGGAGCUCUCGAGGCGGCGAGGCACCCUGCCUGCCUCCUCCUCCUCCCCCGAGGCAGAACGGGAUGGGGAGGCUCUCCUGGAGGAAGUGCUCAAACUGAAGUCUCAGCUCAGCACCAAGAGGGAGCAGAUCGCCACGCUCAGGACCGUCCUCAAGGCAAACAAGCAGACAGCGGAAGUGACCUUGUCCAAUCUGAAGAGUAAGUACGAGAGUGAGAAGGCGCUGGUUUCGGAGACGAUGGUGAAGCUGCGCAAUGAGCUGAAGGCUCUGAAGGAGGACUCUGCCACCUUCUCCUCGAUGAGGUCCAUGUUUGCCAACAGGUGUGACCAGUAUGUGACUCAGCUGGACCAGAUGCAGAGACAGCUAGCGGCCGCCGAGGACGAAAAGAAGACCCUGAACUCGCUGCUGCGCAUGGCCAUCCAGCAGAAACUGGGCCUGACCCAGAGACUGGAGGAGCUGGAGACCCCUCACCCUGGAGCCAGCCCUCGACGGAGCCGCGGCAAGCCCGUCCGAUCCUCCCGCAGCCCCCGAGCCAGCCCGGUCAGGAGCUACCCGAGCCCCCAAGCCAGCCCGGUCAGGAGUUACCGCAGCCCAGUAAGAUCCAGACUCCCUGCUGCUAAUAGUCCUGCUAGACCCUGCAGCUCCUCAACUGGACACACCGACAGCCCUUCCAGAGCAAGGCCUUUGCCUUUUACAGAAUACCUGUAUCUGUUUAAACAGGACGGUUAGCUUCUCUGGGAGGAAGAAAAAAAGUAAGCCAUCUUAGACACGCUGUUCCCAAUGUGCUGCAGUGUUGGGUAGAUAAGAUUAAAGAAAUGUUUAAAACAAAAAAAAUCAUAGUCUUCCGUCUCCUGGUUCUUCUAAAAUUACAUUACUUCUGGAUUUAUAGCCAGCACUUUUUAUUGAUCUCUCUGUCUUUUUUUUAAAUUUUAAAUAAAAACUUGUUCUGUACAGUUUUUGACCAUGCAGAUAAAGAGGUUUAAAUUUAUAUAACUUAUAACAGAAAACUGACUUGUAUAUAAUAAGGGUGUGACAUUUAUCAAGGGAUCUGGUGAAAUUAAUAUUAGGUUGAGAGGCUAUAUUUGUUACCAAAACCCUUGUAUAAAAGCACACGCUUAGGAAAGUGUGGUGUACGUUUAUUUGGUAUAGUUGAGCUUAGACCAAGUUACACAUUGUGUGUUUUUAUUUAUUUCUCAGUCAGGGAGUGCAGGUACAAACAUUAAGCUAACUAAAUCAUUCAAUAAAUCUUUGUUUCGCACUUUGUUUAGCUACAUUUAGUCUCAAAUGUGCAGUUUUUAUAGCAAACGUGAUAUUUUCUGUUCAGAGCAUGAUGUUACACUAUUUUUUACCAUGUUUCAAAACUGCACGUUCAAGACCUAUAUAUUGAAUGGAAGUGGAUUGGCUUUAUGGAAUUAUUUUGUCACUUUUAAUGUCUGGCAAAACUUGACAGUUAUUUUUUGGUUUCUGAUGAAAUGGGCGUUGUUUAGAUAUAAAUAACUCCUGUAGAUUAAACUGUAUUUGGUUAACCACAUAUUUCUUGCUUUUUCUAGACCGCCGUUGCUUCAGAGAUAUCAGGAUUUUUCACUGUAGAUUUGUGUACGUCAUCUCUGUACAGAAUACUAAUUUUUUUGUAUUUUUUUUUUUCCCCAUUUUUUUUCAGCAAUUUUAAAACAAUUUGAAAAAGAACCUUCCACAGCGUCCCACUGAAGCCGAUUUUAUGUCCCUGGAAUUUCAUUUGGUCAGGCACACUGGCUUCUUUCUUUUUCUAAAAUAACUGGACAAAUUAAUUUGUCCCUCAUUUCCACUGAAAACUUAAUGGCAAAUCCUAACACUGUCCUGGAUGUUGAAUAAACCAAACAAAUGAGGCAUCAGAAAUGGAGAAUUAAAUGAAGGAUUUUGCACUAAAAUUAUGACAAAAAAUAACUUGCUUUUGUUAUGUUUUUCCAAUUUUACAGACGUUUUAAUUGAAGAAUGUAAAUAUUAGUUCCAGUUUAAUAUAUUUUACAGUGAAGGCAAAUCUUUUACUUUUUUAGUGGCUAGCUGUUCUCCUCUGUGGUGUCAGUGCGACCCACACGAUCUGUCAUUGCAUACGUUUGUGAAAUUCCGGAUAGGAAUCUGGUUACAGAAGCACAAGGUGGCUUUUUUUUUUCCCCGCUCACCGUCAUUACCGCGUUUUUGUGAAACUUGCAGCCUCUAAACUUAUUUGGAGGACAGAUAAGUUUGAUUUAACCUUAUUGUGCUUAAUAUUUUAAAACAACGUUCUAAAACCAAAUUUUAAAAUAUCCGCUCUAUAUGAAGAAUGUGUUUAUAAUCUUGUAGUGUUGCAGCAGGAGAAUGUUUCAUUCAUGGGAUUACUUUUCUUCUUAUUAUUAUUGUUUAACUAAGAACUGAAGUAGUAAACUUGACAAAACAAAAUAUAUUUUAGUGUAAGACUGGCCUGGAUUGUGGAACACUGGCAGUUUAAAAUCAUGCCGCAUGCACUCAAACCACUUAAACUGCAACUUUUAUUGUUAAAAAAAUGUAAAUCAAGUUGCAAACUCCGUUGCCUUGGGUAUGUUUUAUAAAUGUACCGCACUGUGGGGGGGGAGUUGAUUAAAACUGACUAAAAAAUUUAAAAAAAAUUCUGUUUUACUUUUCUUUAAAAGCAAAAAAAAAAAUCUUUAAAUGUAUAUUAUAAAAAAAAAAAAAAACAUUGCAGCUUUAACCAUUUUAUUUCCAGGGAGGUACUGGUAAAAUUUGUGAUUUUUUUUUUUUUUUUUUUUUUACAUAGUCUAUAGCUGCACAGAAUUCCUCCAUGUACAUCUCGAGAUGCUGGUGAGUUUUAAACUCCUAGUACUGGCCAUGAAUGACUGCUGAUCUCACAACGUUAUUAAAUUCUCUUUUUUUUUUUUUUUUGGACAACAGGUUUCUGUUUUCUUCCUCACUCAAGAUUUGUCACCAAUUAGUUUUCAUUGCACAGGUGUAUAUAGAGUAUGAAAAUGGUUAUAUUUUACUAUUUUUUACAGUUGUGCUCGAAGGUUGUAUUUUUGUGUUCAUGUUUUGAAAUCUCACUGUUGCCACGUUUUUGUUUCCAUGAGAAUAUUGCCAAUAAACCCCUUCGCUAGUCAA